CAUCCUAUCGGUUCUGUGCGGGAAACUUAGUUGUUCCCGAGUCAUAUGAAGGAUUGGUUCAAAAUGAACAUGAACAAAUGGUUGAUUUGACGGAAGUGUAACGAAAUACGCUUUCAAUCGUCCUCUAAUGCUUCAGGGAGCUCGCUUUGCGAUUUGAGGAUAUCUGCAUGUUGUCUGCGUUUUACUCUUAGGAGCUUGAUUUGGACAACGAGGAGCAAGCAGCAGUGGAAUUGUUUGAAGAGCUCCUGGAGGUGUACUUAAAAGAGACACUGGUGUACUCACUGAGGAUUCUGCUUUGAGAUUACUGGGAUUUAAAAAAAAAUCAUUUCAACUUGUGAAACGUCAUUGUCUGGCUGUUUUCACACUAGAAAUCAACACAGAGGGAUUUGUGCAGAAUGGGCAAGGGCAGAAUUCACUACUGCUCACAAUGUGGGAAGAGUUUUGCCAGCCUGAGUAAUCUCAAUCAACACAUGCGCAUUCACACAGGAGAGAAACCAUUUUGCUGUUCACACUGUGGAAAGAGUUUUGCCCAGCCAAGUAUUCUCAAACAACACAUGCACAUUCACACAGGAGUGAAGCCUCAUUGUUGCUCACACUGUGGAAAGAGUUUUAGGAAAAAAAUUAAUGUAAAACUUCAUGAGCGCAUUCACACAGGAGAGAAGCCGUAUCACUGCUCAGACUGUGGGAAGAGUUUUACACAGCCAAGUGCUUUAAAAUCUCACCAGAGCAUUCACACAGGAGAGAAGCCAUAUUGUUGCUCACUCUGUGGGAAUAGUUUUAGACAUUUAAACACUUUAAAAAUUCACGAACGCAUUCACACAGGAGAGAAGCCAUAUUACUGCUCACACUGUGGAAAGAAUUUUGCACAUUCACAUAAUUUAAAAAGCCACCAGCUCAUUCACACUAAAGAUAAGCAACAUCCAUGCUCACACUGUGAGAAGAGUUUUACACAGCUAAGUGCUUUAAAAACUCACCAGCGCAUUCAUACAGGAGAGAAGCCAUAUCAGUGUUCACACUGUGGGAAGAGUUUUAGACAGCUAAGUGCUUUAAAAACUCACCAGCGCAUUCACACGGGAGAGAAGCCCUAUUACUGUUCAUACUGUGGGAAGAGUUUUACACAGUCAAAUACAUUAAAAAAUCACCAGCGCAUUCAUACGGGAGAGAAGCCAUAUCGAUGCUCACAAUGUGGGAAUAGUUUUACACAAUCAGGUGCUUUAAAAACUCACCAACGCUUGCACACAGGAGUGAAACCAUGUUACUGUACACACUGUGGGAAGACUUUUACCUGUUCAAGUGCUUUGAAAAAGCACCAGCUUAUUUACAAGAGCAAGAAAUGUACUGCUGAUCACAAUGUGUGAAGUGUUGUACAGAUUUAAGUAAGUACAUUUAUACGAAAUAAAGUACGUUUUAAAAGGCAUCAGAAGAUUUAUAGAAAGGAGAACUCAUACUAUAUACACACAGUAUAUAUAUAUUUUUUACUCAUGCUCUGAAUCUGCAGUGAUUGUAAAGACUUCCACUACCUGAUAAGAAGGAAGACAUGAUAGACUUAUAAGAUUUAGUGAAUCAAAUUUUGUCUGCCAUGUUUACUGUAUACUGUUUUAAAUAACAAAUGUAUUCACUUGUCCAGAAAAGUUUACUUAAGAACAAAUUUAAUUUUUGUAUUUUACACUAAUAAUUUUCCCUUCUAAAAAAAAAAAAAAAAAACCCUUCUAUGUUACAACUCUCAGAGUGUAGGUAUGAACUCACUAUUCAGUAUGUUCAGUCUGUGUAGGUUGGUUCAUUAUAGACUCCAGUCUAAGCCUUACUCUGUGCAGCCAAAACCUAGACUGGUCUGUAACAGUGUACCAUUGUAAAAGUGGUGUUCUGGCUGUGAAUGUAAUUUAAAAUAAACUUUACGUUAUUGACUGCAAUCUUUUCUAUAUAAUUAUAUAGCUUAAUUUUCCAUUUCUUCUCUAUGAUUCAAGCAAAUACCUCCAUCUCUGCUAAGUUUGCUAUUUCUCAAAUGCCUUGCGGAAAGUCACCAGGUCCAGGUGGCCCCACGACAGAGUUCUAUAAAUUCUUUUGGGCCGAUAUUAAAGAUCUUAUAUAUGAUGCUUUUAAGGAGUGUAUUAAUAAUUCUGUUUUGUCACCAGCAAUGAAAAAAGGUAUAAUUAUGCUGAUAGCCAAACCAAACAAAGAUAAAAUGUCCAUGGACAAUUGGAAACCUAUUACACUUCUUUAUUGUGAUUAUUAGCUUUUUGCACUUGUUUAUGCUAAUAGAUUAAGGACUGGCUUUUUAAAAAUAAUUGAUGAAACUCAGUCAGCAUUUAUAAAAGGAAGACAUUCAUAAUCAUAUUCGCUUAGUUUUAGAUAUGCUUGAUUAUAAUUCACUGAUCUCGCAUGAUAGCUUU
Molecule: messenger RNA, 2390 nt
Organism: Hemibagrus wyckioides
Lineage: Eukaryota; Metazoa; Chordata; Actinopteri; Siluriformes; Bagridae
Product: zinc finger protein 79-like
Exons: 3
Coding region: 396-1358 (320 amino acids)
Biological process (GO): regulation of transcription by RNA polymerase II
Molecular function (GO): RNA polymerase II cis-regulatory region sequence-specific DNA binding; DNA-binding transcription factor activity
Source: RefSeq, a predicted model, not a curated record